UGUAGUGCUUAGUUGUCCACUCUACUACUUGCUUGUUGCCACAAAACCACAUUGUGCGCGUGCACACUCACACACACAACACGCUUGGCAGUUUGGACAAUGCUGACGCGAGGGUGGUCGUGGUCGUCACGACAAUCCACCCAAUCCGCCGCUUGUCACUCCGAGCUGUUGACUGCUGUGCUUCACGCGCGACGCAAUGCAUCUCAGCCAGCUGACUGUCGGUGGAUGUCGACUGCGGCGAUCAAGCCAUCCUCCUCGUCGUCGCGCAGGGCUGCGGCUGUGGAUUCAGCUCCUGUCUUUGACGACCUGGGCGCAGUCCCGACCCGAUCACCGCGCCAGGCUACACAACCAAGCAAGUCUCCCACGAUGAGCACGUCGGAUCGUCGCGAAGGUGGAUCACCACCGCGGAACACGCAUCGCCAAGACGCGCGGGAAUCUCCUCGCGCCACCAACGCUCACCAUGUGCCGCCGCUGCCACCUGCGUUCUCCAGUUCAAGUCAUCCACGCAGGCAGACGGUGACACCGACGCGCGAGACUUUCAAGGAAUUGCCAAAGCACGUGGCGCAGGCGACACUGGCCAAGUAUGCAGCUCACAGUUCCACCAGCGACAACGACGCCCGCAACAACUGGCCACCGACAAGCUUCCCCACCUCCAUGGAUGGAGAAGAAGUUGCAGAAGACCUCAGUCAACAUUCCUCUCCGACAGACGUGGCAACUACUGCUUCGCCAAGUGCUCGCAUCUCGGAGAGGUUGGCCAAACUCGCCAAACAGCCGCCAUCGUCACGACUGCGUGAAGAGUAUGACAAUCUGAUUGCCGAGGCGGCAGACCAUGCGCUCCCAAACCUUGCCUUCCGAAUCCUCAACGCGAUGAAAAAGCAACAGAUGCCGCCAAGCGAGUAUGCCUACUCGAUGGCCAUUUCGGCGCUUGGUGCGAGCAACUCACCAGACAUGCUCGCACGAUCGUUGGCGCUUCAUGGCGAAGCCCUGCAGCGGAAGCGGUACGAUCGUCUUGUGCUUCGUGCAGCCAUUUUGGUCUGUGGCAAGGCAAACCAGCCGCAAAUUGCUGCACAACUGCUCAAAGAAGCCGUCUUGCAUGACGCCUCCAUUGCGGCCUCCGAAGUCAUCGAGGUCGUAGCGUUGUCUGCCCGCUCUGGGGAGUUUGAACUUGCCCACAGCGUGCUGCAGUCAUUUGCAAAGCCACAUUACGCGCCGCAUCUUUACGUGCUUUUGCGCGUGUUUUCCUCCAACGCCCAAGUGUGGCUGGCUCAACAGAUCGAUGAGAUGCGCCUCGAGGACUUGUACACGCGACCAGCAGAUGCUCUGUUUGCCAAGUUAAUAUUAGCCCUCGAACAGCAUCGACUCGUGCUCGAAGCGUUGGCACGCAUUGCCGACACUUGCCUACCGCUCAUUCGGUCGCUGUCUCUGCGCGUGCAGCUCGUCAUGCUCGCCUCUUACAUUCACACACAGUUGCCGAUGGCCUUCAUUCAUCGCUGGAUCUUGCAUGUCACGGAGGCCAAGCUGAAUGGCGCGCCACCGUCGUCGCUCCCGGCGGCAGACAAGCUCCCAGACGUGCUUCGCAUGCCUGUCAUUGCUGCAAGCGCUUUUCCCGAGUCCCCUCUUCCACCCAUCGAGCCGCUGCUUCCUGCGCAAACUGACGGCCUUAUUGCUGCGCUGGACGGAGAGCGGUCUCGUCAACUCAAGGACAAACUCGACCGCGACGCGCUUCGUGCAGUGUCUGGGCAUUGGACGGCGGCCAACAUUUACUUCUCGGCCAACUACCCCAAGCUCAAGCGACUCGGAAUCGCCCCGUUUGGGACCAUUUCUGCCGACCGACAAAGUCAGCUGCGUGCUGUCAAGCCCACAACUGCCGGCGCAAUCGCCGUUGUGCUCGAGAGCCAUCGCCGCAAGGUGCUGGCCCUGGCCCACCAAAUCACCAAGGACCACUUUGCUGUCUUUGACCCGAAGAGUACGGUCGAUGAAGCCGCCGAACUAGAGUUUGAUCCGAAUGCGUCUCGCGAAAUCCUGGAUGUCAGCACGAUGAGCUGUUUGAUUCAGGCUUGCGGCGCGCUCGGUGCGGUGGACGCGGCCAUGAAGGCUUUCAUUUUUGGCGAGAAGCUCCUUCAACGUCGACAGCCCUCCAGCAUGGUUCGCAUUCACCCGAUCGAAGUGCAGCGUGUCGUACUGCGUGGCGCCAUUGCGCGAGUCCUGGCAGACAACCACCGCUAUGCCCUCGUGCGACCCAUUUUCCUGACUUGGAUGUCUGAGUUUGAUCCGAGUGCACGCCUUCCGUCCUACGCUGGCCCUCGCCUCGACUCUGCCUCGACCAGCACAUCAGGCCUUCGGGCUCCGGUCCGCGCUGCCAUCCGGUUUGCCUCCGACCUGGCGCAGGCACACAGCAAUUUUGUCGCCAGCGCACCAGGAGUGCUGGUCGCGGCAGCCAUUGAAGCCGCCGCUGCGACCAACGACUACUCGCUGGCUGGGCGUGCACUUCACCAGAUGAUUGUCCGUGAUUUGCGAGUCCAUCUGCAACCCGAUGUUCAAACCGCCUUGUUUGUGCUCUUUUCAAAGUUUUUCGCCCUCAAGCCGCCAGGGCUCACCCGACCCAAGGUGACUGUGCAGCAAACCCUUGAAUUGAGGCGCCUGGAUGCCAAUGCCGCCCUCCUCGCGUUUCAGCAGCACGUGCCUGCCGACAGCGGUCCGAUCACCGACCUCGCAGCACUGCCUCCUGCCAAGUUUGCCGGCAUUUACUCGACCUUGAUGACGCUUCGGCUCUUGGCUGAAGUUCCUGCCUCUGCCGCCCGGUGAAUGCCCGCCCUCCCCCAACCACCAUCUCACCUGUCGUUUCGGCUCACGUUAACAAAUGAUACUGUACCAUAGGCAAACUGGUUGACAAUCUGAAUACACCUACAACACAAC
Molecule: messenger RNA, 2916 nt
Organism: Capsaspora owczarzaki ATCC 30864
Lineage: Eukaryota; Filasterea; Ministeriida; Capsasporidae
Exons: 2
Coding region: 100-2805 (901 amino acids)
Molecular function (GO): protein binding
Source: RefSeq, a predicted model, not a curated record